Molecule: messenger RNA, 1521 nt
Organism: Hyposmocoma kahamanoa
Lineage: Eukaryota; Metazoa; Arthropoda; Insecta; Lepidoptera; Cosmopterigidae
Product: pancreatic lipase-related protein 2-like
Exons: 9
Coding region: 16-1002 (328 amino acids)
Biological process (GO): lipid metabolic process
Molecular function (GO): lipase activity
Source: RefSeq, a predicted model, not a curated record
AUAGGGAUUCUGAUAAUGCAGUCUGCAGUGCCGCUGGCUUGCUUCCUGUCUUUAAUACGACCUCCAGGGGUACAGUUCGAGAACGCCCUCCUGCAAAUAGCCCCUGUCGACAAAGCAAAAUGUCCCUUUGUACGAGACCAUAGUGACAUAGAGUUCAGAUUGUAUACUCCGCGCAAUCCGCUAGAGUACGAAGUUCUGCAAACCGAUGACGACGAGAAACUGUUCGCGUCGAGCAUCGACUUCCACAUACCGACGGUUAUCUAUUUCCACGCGUUCAUGGAGACGCCGGAUGAUGGCAGCGCAUUGGCCAUUAGAGAGGCCUACGUACUCCGUGGAGACACGAACGUAAUAAUGGUGGACGCGUCCCGUUUGGAGGCCGGGCCUUGGUAUUUUACAGCGGCGGAAAACACUUGGUAUAUCGGAAGAUUUGCUGCGCUGUUGAUCGAUUGGAUGGUUUCAAGAGGUCUGGACUUGAAAAAAACGCAUUUGAUUGGACACAGUUUGGGUGCUCAAGCGGCUGGCGUUGCCGGAGCCGCAUUAAACUCUGGUCGGGUAUCAAGAAUAACUGGUCUGGAUCCAGCGUUGCCCCUCUUCGCUCACCUCCCUAAAGAACAGAUUCUGGACCCCACAGACGCUGAUUUCGUCGAUAUAAUACACACUGACGCUGGGAUAUUUGGCGUGAACCACCCCAUGGGCCACGCGGACUUCUACCCUAACGGCGGUAUCAGUCCACAGCCGGGCUGCGAGCUCGAGGUCGUCAUACCUGAACAGUUGCUGCUCAAUAAAUUUUUCUGCAGCCAUUGGCGUUCAUACAUGUUCUACGCCGAGACCGUUUUGAAACCGGCCGCGUUUACAGCCUCGUCUUGUGCAUCGUGGCAGCAUUAUAAAAGAGGAGGUUGUUCUAAUGAAAUGAAGGCGCAUAUGGGAUUUGGCGUCGAUCCUCAGUCACGAGGCACCUUCUUUCUUAGAACGAACGCCGUGUCACCAUUCUCCAUACAAUAAUAACAUUUAUGUUUUAGAAAAUUAUACUAAUUGUAGGUCUUAAGAUAAUAAUAAUAAAGUGGUACUGCUCGAUGCGGCACGUAUCGUUCGGCGAGUCCGAAACAAUUACCGUCAAUAAAUAAUAUUCGACCGAAUCAAAUAACAAUUUGAGUAUUACUAUGUGAUAGUAAUUGUUUCGGACGAAUGUCGAAUAGAGAACGGGAGUAGAGCCCCUGUGCCGUUGUCGAGGAAUACCGCCUCUCCUAUUAAAAUUUUUGUUUUUAAUUUCCGUAUCAGUACAGCUCCCUGUGGGAGUUCAUCCAGGGAAGUACUGCCACCAUUUUUGCCGCCAAGCAGUAACGUGAGCAUUACUGUUUUCCGGUUUUCAAGGUUAAUGGCGCCGGUAAAACUACAGGCACAUAAAUGGACUCUAUCGUGACAGCUCAACAAAUCGACUCCUCCUACGUAAAUUUUAUUUUAUUUAUUUAUUUAUUUCAGGCAACUAGGACCCAUAGAUACAUACCUUACAGACUAACAUAC